Myxocyprinus asiaticus (Chinese sucker) is the source of this 5274-nucleotide messenger RNA. RefSeq names its product epidermal growth factor receptor kinase substrate 8-like protein 2. Lineage: Eukaryota; Metazoa; Chordata; Actinopteri; Cypriniformes; Catostomidae. The record is from RefSeq and is a predicted model, not a curated record. Gene Ontology annotation, molecular function: actin binding. The transcript is spliced from 21 exons. Gene Ontology annotation, biological process: Rho protein signal transduction; positive regulation of ruffle assembly; regulation of Rho protein signal transduction. Gene Ontology annotation, cellular component: plasma membrane; vesicle; ruffle membrane. Bases 424 to 2448 code for a protein of 674 amino acids.
UCCUUUGUUUAAAUUCAAUUCAAUUUUAGGAAAUUUAAUUUGAAAUGAAACCUGUCAUGUUCUUAUUAGGUCAUGUGGGUCUCAGUUUUGUGUCUCUUGUGAGCCUGAUUUUUGCACGCUUUCAAUUUUGUAAACUUCACCUUCUCAGAUCUCCUUGACUUCCUUCUCGCUAUUAAUGCUCAUGUUUGUUUAUCAUGAGGUGAAACGUCAGCGUGUUCAACAGCCAUCCAACCAUAACACCAGCGCAGCGAGACUCCUGAUAGGGGAAACCUUUGGAUUUGGGAUCCUUUCCUUGUUUACUUACUGUUCUAAAAUGACACUUUCUGUCUUUUGACAAAUUGUUGAUUCAAGAAUGCAACGCUGUUUUCAUGGACACUAGACUUUGCUCGUUGUUGGCACGUCUCCAGGUGGAUGUCGUAGAACAUGAAUGCUUUGGGAACCCCAACGAAACUGAGCAAUGGGGUGGCCAGAUCGGACAGCAAGAUCAGUGCCAAGGCCCUCUUCGAACAACGAAAGAAAUACUCAAACUCAAACGUCAUCAUGCAAGAGACGUCACAGUACCAUGUUCAGCAUCUCUCCACGUUCAUCAUGGAUAAGACAGAAUCCAUUGCGACGGUGGAUGAUGCCAUUAAGAAAUUAAUCCUGCUCGACUCCAAAGACAAAAUCUGGACACAGGAAAUGCUGCUGCAGGUGACGGACAAAUCCAUCAAACUGCUCGAUUGUGAGACCAAGGAGGAUCUUGAGGUCUUUCCUGUGUUUACAGUCCAGCACUGUCAGACGCUGCUGAAUCAGACGCGAUACCCCUCCGUCCUGCUGCUCGUUUGUCAAGACAAUGAACAGCACAAGCCAGACAUUCACUUCUUUUACUGCGACGAGGUGGAGGCAGAGAUGGUGCAUGCUGACAUUGAUAGUGCUCUGGGAGACAACAAACGCGGCAAGAAAACGCGACCACAGACGCUAAAAAUGAACCAAGAAAAGAUGAAACGCCAUCGAGAAACCAUCAUCCCACCUUCUGAGCCUAAAAGCCCCAGCCAUGGGGUCAAAGGUCGUGUGGCAGCUACAGAAAUAAAAGAUGAGUUAUUGCCUCUGGAUCCUGAGUCCAGUAUGAAACUCGCCCAGCGCAUUGAGAAGGAUGUGCAAAUCCUGAACUGUGCCUUGGAUGACAUCGAGAGCUUCGUGUCGCGUCUUCAUAAAGCAGCUGAAGCUUUCGCUCAACUUAACCAGCGCAACAGGAGCAAGAAAAACAAGAAGAAAGGACCAGCAGAGGGGAUGCUGACUUUACGAGCCAAGCCUCCUUCAGAAGCCGAGUUUAUCGACUGUCUUCAGAAGCUGAAACUUUCUUUCAACCUGCUGGCCAAACUGAAGAAGCACAUUCAGAACCCCACUGCUUCAGAGCUUGUACACUUCCUGUUUGGACCCCUUGAAAUGAUCCUGCAGAGUUGUGGCAGUCCCGAUCUGACGCGUGCAGUCAUCUCUCCUCAUCUGUCCCGGGACUCAGUGGACUUCCUGCGAGGACAUCUGACUCCUAAAGAGAUGACCAUCUUUGAGCUGCUCGGAGAUGGAUGGACACGACCCAGAGCUGAUUGGCCGAAAGAUCAGUGCGCUCCUCUCUAUGUCCCAAAGUUCCGGAACGGCUGGGAGCCGCCGGUGGAACUGUUCCGUACGUCACCAUGGGAGACGGAAAGCAUGGGGAUGCCGAGGUCCCCAGUGCAAUCAGAAUACAGGAAAGAAGAGUUCUUUGGAUCACAGUCAUCACUCUCGUCAAACGGUUCUUACUCAUCGUCUCCUGCUGCUCGCAAGUAUGCAAAGAUCCGCUACCACUUUGUGGCACGCAAUGCCAACGAGCUUUCAGUGCUACAGGAUGAAAUUCUGGAGGUGUUGGAGGAUGAUAAACAGUGGUGGAAGUUGCGGAACAGAAGUGGUCAGGCGGGUUACGUGCCCUAUAACAUCCUGGAUGUUGUGAAACUAGAGGAUCCUCAAGCUAUGAAUGACCCUCCCUACAGUCCGUCAUACAGAGGACAGUCACCCUCAAGUUCAAUGGGUAGUGAGAAAGACGGUCACACUCACCAGAUGGAUAAAGUCAACGAUGAGCUGCUAAUGUUGAUCACCGGCAACAAGGUUAAUCCGCCCACGAGGAACUUCAAGGUGGAGCGUCAAUCUAGCUCCACAGUCCCGCUGUCCUUCGACUCCAGUCCCGCCCAGGUCACCACCUGGCUCAAUUCCAAGGGCUUCUCAAAACCUACGGUGGACCGUCUGGGCAUUCUGACAGGUGCUCAGAUCUUCUCUCUGAAUAAAGAUCAUCUGAAGGCCGUCUGUGGAGAUGAAGGCUCUCGAGUCUACAGUCAGAUCACUGUACAGAAAGCACAACUAGAGAAGAGUCGAGGAGACUCAGAAUUGCAGGAAAUCAUGAAGAAACGGCAAGAGAAAAUCGAAUCUGCCGCCGACUGAGUGCGCUCUCAAGGAUUGUCAAUCAAAUUGUCACCUGGUAACAGUAACGACUAGACCUUCUGAAAAUAAUGAACUUAGAUGACAUGCUGUAGAUUCAGCCAUGCUGCCGACCAAAUGCUGACCUAAUCCAAUAUAUUUUUCAAUUGUAUAUUUAUUGUUGGUGUUUUUUAUUAUCAGUGUAUGUAUGGACCUUAUUGUAAUUUAUCCACAGAAAUGACUGCAUUUUAUUCAUGCUGGAAAACACUUUUAUCAGCUCUUUUAUCAUAUGAAAACAAUGUAUGGGUGAAUCUCUUGAAAACAUAUCCAUGUUAUCUCAGCCAAAAUAUAUAUAUAUAUAGUAUUGGCAUUGUGACAUUAUUUUCAUUGCAAUUAAGAACACAUUUUCAUUGUGCAUCAUUACUGUAAUGCAUCUUUUACUUCUGAGUUUAUUUGUAAUUUUCAUUAUUCUCAUUAGAUUCACAUUACUGUAAUACAAUGAUUUGACUUAAAUUAGCAUAAAUUAAUGUAAUCAGUACAACAAUUACAAACACAAUAUAUAUAUAUAUAUAUAUAUAUAUAUAAUAUUUUUUUCAAAGUUCUGAGAUUUGGGUGAGAAAUGUGCUUAAUUGUCAUGAAAAUGUCACAGUGCAAACAAAAUUAAUGGUUCUAAAAACAGGCUUCCGUUUUCUUUAAUCAAAAUAUAAUUAUAAAAAUGUUCCUUUUUGAGGUUUGGGGUGAAAUAUGAUCUGGACCUGUUCUUGACAGGUAUACAAACCUGCAAAACACACAGAAUUUGUGUCCAUAAGGGCAGAGUGAAUGUUGUAUAGGGGUUUGAUGUAUGUGUCUCUUUUCAAAAGAAAUUUGUCGCGCUGCAUAUGUAAAUAACAUGCUUAAUCUAGUCUUUACGUACAUGUUCUAAUGCUGAUCAUUAUCACGAAUGAAUGAUGCGAGAACAGUAAAUGUAUCUAUUGGAUUUGUGCGCAUCUUUUUUUCCUCUCAACAAGUUGUCUUGAAAAUGUGUUUUUAAUCUGUUUUAUAAAGAGCACACUGCAAAUAACAACAGAAAAACAACACACACAUUUUGGAAUCUUAUUUUUGUCAUGUUUUCCAGUGAAGCUUAUCCUUAACCCUUUAAGCUUGGAUGGGCCCUACGGCGGGCCCGCGAGAAAAAGAUUCAUUAUCAAACUAUUACUAACUACUGUCUUGACAAACACAAAAUAGGUAUCGUUUGAAAGCUUAGAAGCUUUUCUUUCCAAUGCAUGUAAGCAUUAUGACCAAAACUGAACAAGUGCUUUGAAAUUUGCAGACAAAUGAGAAGUGUUCCGUUUUGAUCAUUUAUGAAAAGAAAUUGCUCUGCAUAUAUUAUUGUAAUCUGUAAAUGUAUCAAACUGAUCAAAUAGCCAUGUGUCAUAUGUUGUUGGAAAGCUCUCAAAGAGUAGAAUAAAACCAGCCUAUUUUUUUUACCCACAGACAAAAACAUACUUGAGUAAGUCAUUGACAUACAUGUUACAUGUAAACAGGUGUUGCUAAUUUGCUGCAUUUUCACUUAUAUCUUUACGAAAAAUAAACAGAUCUUAAACUCACAUACCAUUAUUUAGAUGAGGCGGUUAUUUUUAAAACGAGAUGUAAUUGGAUGCAUAGAUCAUUAGAAAAUCCACACGAAGCACAAUUUGCACACAGCACAUAAUAUGCUAUCUGGCUAAAAACACGUUAACUUUCCUGGAUCAAAUGACUUUAUCGGAAAUUAUGUAGUACGUUGUCUAGCAUUAUGGAACACUAAAACAAUCGUAUUAGGAUUCAGAUCACUGCAAACAGAGGUGGAAGUCAUCCAGAUAUGGGCAGAGAGGAUCGUUCACUGUAAUUACAUAUGGUCACCACUAGAUGGCCAAGUACAUGAUACAGACUCAAUGAUGACUCAAAUGACACAGAUUGAAACUCAUUCUGUGAAAUCUCAUUAAAAUCAUGUCUGCAUUCUUUUGAGAGAGAGCAUACCUUUAGUCAUUGUUGUAUUUGCAUGUGUAAUUAGUUCUUAUGUACAAUUUUUGUUUUAUUUGUUUGGAUAGGCUUUUGGACACAUGGAUAAAUAAUAUUUGUAAUGCAGUAACUUUUGAUUGCUUUGUCGUAUCAACACAAAAUUGAUACUCAUGUACAGGUGACAUGAUUGGGAACUAAACAAAAGCAGUUUUUCUGAGCCACCUUAUUUACGCCCAGAGAUUUAUAAUGUCAAAUCAGAAAAAUAUGGGGAAAAGUUUUUUUUUUUUUUUUUUUUUCCAGUAGUUUCUUAGGCUGAGAGUCCAAGAAUUUAUAAUCUGUAUAAUUAAAAACUUUGAAAAUUUUUCUUCACAACAAUACCAAACACUUUAACCUUGUUUUUUUGUUUUUUUCUGUUUUGUUUUUUUGUCGAGUUAUAAGCCUUUAAUUUUGGGUAUGCCACUGAAACUGGAAAUCUUUAAAAACCUUCAGAGCUUAAAGGGUUAAAAUAAGAUCCAUUUUCUUGAGAAGCAAAAUUAAGAUAAAAAAUGUGUUUUUGUUUUUAAUUUUUUUUAAGCAUAGACCUCACUAAUUUCUUUUUAAUCAAAUUUAUGCUUGAAAUGGCCAAUGUGGUAGGAAAAAUUUACUUAAUUCAAGAUAUAUUCUCUGAAAACAAGUCUUAAUCUUGAAUUAAAUUUGUUAUACUUCAUUAAAGUGUAAACAUCACUAAUUUGUCAAAUUUAUGCUUAAAAAAUGUCCAGUGUGCUAGACAAAAUUAACUUAAUUCAAGAUACAUUCUCUGAAAAAAAAAAGUCUUAUUGUUUGCAAGUUAAUUAAUCUUGUUUUAAUUACGUAUUUUAUUGGAAAACAUGACAA